Lycium barbarum (goji berry) is the source of this 1733-nucleotide messenger RNA. Its product is annotated as transcription factor TCP19. The transcript has 2 exons. Gene Ontology annotation, cellular component: nucleus. Gene Ontology annotation, molecular function: DNA-binding transcription factor activity; sequence-specific DNA binding. The coding region runs from base 487 to 1494 and encodes 335 amino acids. The record is from RefSeq and is a predicted model, not a curated record. NCBI's taxonomy places the organism in Eukaryota, Viridiplantae, Streptophyta, Magnoliopsida, Solanales, Solanaceae.
AGAAUGGCGGUAGUAUCAUGUAAACCUUUGUGCAUAUUGGAUGUUGGAGAGUUUCAUUUAAAUGUAGUUACCAUUUCAAACAAUUUGAUAGAUACAUUGUCAUUUUUUAUUUUUAUUUUUAGAAACAAUGUGUUCCAAUUUUGAGCAACGUAAUUUAGAAAAUCUAUUAUCCAGGCUGAACAAGUACAACUCAUGAUGAAUAUCCCAAGAUUUUGACCAAAAAUCUAGAAUUGUUUUUUGCAACCAAAAUCCCAAAAUUAACUACUGGCUAAUCUUCCAUUAAGUAGGCCCUGUGACGUGUCAGGAUCUUAGGGCCCAAUCUUUUCCCAGAUAUGCUCAGCCGUAGAUCACUCUUCGUCCUGUGAUCUUUUAUAGGGUUUGGCAAGAGGGCCCCUUUCCUCUUUCUCCUUGUAUGCAACCCAAACUACAAGUGGGGCUUCCUUUUCCCUAAGCUAUCUUCUGUUUUCUUGAUUUUUUCCUGCAAAAAUGGCUAGUACUGAAAACAACCAAAACAUUGAACCAGAAGAUAACGAGGUUAACGACUCCAAAACAGUAUCCGCUGAUCCAUUACUUGGUGAUUCUCAAGAAUACACCAUUACAGCAGUAGGUCCGUCAACAGAUAUGGUGCCGUUAUUGAAGGAAGAGCCCGAAGAAAACAACACGUCAACAGCUGGGCUAAAUAUGCAAAUACAGACAAUAGAAAAACAGCAGGUAAAAAGAUCCUCAAAAGACAGGCAUACUAAAGUUGAAGGACGUGGUCGGAGAAUCCGUAUGCCAGCUGCUUGUGCUGCUAGAAUCUUCCAAUUAACACGUGAACUUGGGCAUAAGUCUGAUGGGGAGACAAUAAGGUGGCUAUUGGAACGGGCAGAGCCAGCAAUCAUUGAAGCAACUGGAACAGGUACGGUUCCAGCUAUUGCUGUAUCUGUUAACGGAACUUUAAAGAUACCAACAACUUCGUCAGGGAAUAAUGAGGGAGAUAGUUCGACGACGACUAAGAGGAGGAAAAGGGCUGGAAAUAGUGAGUUUUAUGACGUGCAUGAAGGGCCGUCUAGUUUUGCACCUGUAACACCAAUUGUCACACAACAAGGUGUUGUUCCUGUUUGGCCAAUGGCCCAUACUGCAAUUACCGGUGGGAUUCCUUUCUAUACAACUAUUGCUGCUGGUGGACCUCAGUUGUGGGCUACACCGAUAUUUAAUGUACCUGCAAGGCCCGUUUCAAGUUUUGUAUCUGCAAUGCAACCUGGUAUUGGUUAUACUAGUGAGGUUCAAGUGAACUCUUCAUCUGUGUCAAAGAGUGAUGGUAAUGUUGUUUCAGCUAUGGCUCCAAGUUCUGGUUCUACUAGUGUGACAACUAAUACAACAACAAUCACAAGUACUAAUACCACACAGAUGCUUAGGGAUUUUUCAUUGGAGGUUUAUGACAAAAGGGAGCUUCAGUUUAUGGUUGGUUCUGCUUCCAGUGAGAAUGAUCAAACUUCUUCCUCCAAAUCAUAGGGUUCUAGGCCCAUAAAGGCUCCCUUUAUUUUUUUUAUAUUUCAUGUCUCUUAUUAUCUACCCUAGUUGUAGUUUCAAAAGAAACUUUUUUAUGUUUUAAUUAGUUUUUGGCUAAUUCACAGCUUUGGCUUUAACAUUUUGCUUGUAAAUACUCAUUAACUCCUUGAGCUUUUAGCUUGAAAAAGCAAAUGGGAUUAGAAUCCGGUUCCUCCUCUAGGAGGUUGCUUGCUUUGCUGUGA